CUGAGCAAGAGCCCGGAGACAAGUGAGUCUGAAUGUUCCUAUCCUCUCCAAAAUCACAUAGUUAGUGUCAUUCCCCACAAGGACUGCAUGAGCUGGGAUAGCCAGAGGGCAAUGGAAGAUCUGGGGCUCAGGGGCGCCCCCUGCUGUCUCCCCAGGGUCUGUCCCCUUCCGCAAGAGCCUCUGCUCCCCCAUUUUCCUGUGGAGCCUCCUCACCAUGGGCAUGACCCAGCUGCGGAUCAUCUUCUACAUGGCUGCCAUGAACAACAUGCUGGAGUACCUUGUGACUGGUGGCCAGGAGCUUGAGACGAAGGAACAACGACAAAGGGCCACAGAGACAGUUGGGUUCUACUCCUCCAUCUUCGGGGCCAUGCAGCUGUUGUGCCUUCUCACCUGCCCCCUCAUUGGCUACAUCAUGGACUGGCGGAUCAAGGACUGCGUGGAUGCCCCGACGCAGGGCACUGUCCUCGGAGAUGCCAGGUGACCUGCCAGCACAGGGCUGGUGACAGCAAGUGGUCAGGCAAUGCUUUUCAUUUUCCCUGUGCUUUAUAUCCAGCAUCUCAUUUCUUUCUCCCAGAAACCUAGCAGAGCAGGGGUACCUCUCCAUUUUACAGAUGAGGAAACUGAGGGUAGAAAGGGACCUGGCUUGCUUAAGAAUAGCUAAUGCGGAGUGCUGACUGUGCACUUGGCACCUUGCCCUGUUUAGGCCUACAGGACUUCUCUGAGGUAGGUGCGUUCAUAUCUUCAUUUUGCAGAUGAGGACACUGAGGUACAGGGUUGCACAGUGAAGUCACUCAUCCAAGAUCACACAGCUUUUAGUGGCAGGCUCCGGACCUGUGUUAUCAGGGUACACUCCAAAGUCUUGUUAGACUUGCUGGAAUAGAGUUGGUAUAUUAGAUAUUUAUUGCUGUAUAACAAAUCACCCCAAGG
Messenger RNA from Cebus imitator (Panamanian white-faced capuchin), 927 nucleotides. Its product is annotated as large neutral amino acids transporter small subunit 3-like. NCBI's taxonomy places the organism in Eukaryota, Metazoa, Chordata, Mammalia, Primates, Cebidae. The transcript has 3 exons. Gene Ontology annotation, molecular function: neutral L-amino acid transmembrane transporter activity; L-amino acid transmembrane transporter activity. The coding region runs from base 215 to 481 and encodes 88 amino acids. Gene Ontology annotation, biological process: neutral amino acid transport. The record is from RefSeq and is a predicted model, not a curated record.